Branchiostoma floridae (Florida lancelet) is the source of this 2142-nucleotide messenger RNA. RefSeq lists its product as uncharacterized. The transcript is spliced from 2 exons. NCBI's taxonomy places the organism in Eukaryota, Metazoa, Chordata, Leptocardii, Amphioxiformes, Branchiostomatidae. Bases 87 to 1001 code for a protein of 304 amino acids. The record is from RefSeq and is a predicted model, not a curated record.
CUAAGCAAGUGGCUGACAGCAUACAGAUUAACUUAGGACAAACUAGAGGCCAGACAUUCCAGAACAAAAGAAUAAAUGCUGGUCUUAUGAAAAAUGUGGUCAAUGUGCAAGCCAUGCUACGGACACACCAUGCGUACAAAUUCAUGAAAAACAUACGCGGCUCUCCAGCCUUUUGGAACUCUGUGCUCCUUGACCUCCUGGCUAUGGUACGUCAGCUGGGAAUUCCUACCUGGUUUCUAACUCUCUCAGCAGCAGACAUGCAGUGGCCGGAAGUUAUCCGGAGUAUCGCUCACCAGUAUGGAACAUAUCUCACAGACGACGAUGUCAAGAACAUGUCUUGGGAACAGAAAUGUAAAUGGCUCCGCUCCAACCCUGUAACGGCAGCCCGCCAAUUCAACCACAGACUUAACCUUUUCUUCAAGGAGGUCAUAGGAGGACAAUGCCAUCCAAUCGGUGAACUUCAAGACUACAUGAUAAGGAUAGAGUUUCAAGCCAGAGGAUCCCCACAUGCACACACUAUUCUGUGGAUGAAGAAUGCUCCGAAGGUUGGAGUUGAUAGUGACGAAGACGUUAUAAACUUCAUCAAUCAACAUCAAACAUGUACAAUUCCGGACGAAAAGGAAGACGACUUGAGGCAGUUGGUAUUGUCUCUACAAAAACAUGUCCAUUCAAAAACAUGUAGACGGAACGGAUUGUGCAGGUUCAGAUUUCCUCAUCCACCAAGCAAACAUACCAUCAUCGGUAGACCUUCAACUGAGACGGAUGCGACAAUGGUAACAAAAGAACUGCAAGCUAAGGAAGAUGUGCUCCGAAAAGUGAGAACCAUCAUGGAAGACAAAAACACAUCUCCUGACAUAUCAUUAGAGAACUUGUUGCAAAAAGCCAAGGUAAAUCAACACGAAUACCAACAGGCAUUGAAACUAACAAGGUCAGGCGAGCAGAUCAUUCUAAAACGGCAACCUUCUGAAUCUACAUCAAUCACUUUAAUCCCACGAUCUUGAAGCUUUGGCGGGCCAACAUGGAUAUUCAGUACAUGUUAGAUGCUUACUCGUGCAUAAUGUACAUAACAAGUUACAUGGUAAAAGCAGAACGAGCCAUGAGUGAGCUCCUACAAAAAGUGUUGGAGGAAAGUAAGGCCGAAGACUUGAAAUCAAAACUGAGAAAGGUUGGGUCAGCGUUUCUUAACAACAGAGAGGUGAGCGCACAGGAGGCAGUCUACAGAUUACUAUCUCUACCACUACAAAGAAAAAGCAGACAAGUAGUCUAUAUCAACACUGCCACAAGAGACAAACGCGUAUCAAUGCUCAAUCAUCGACAUGUCCUUGAAAGUAUGGAUGACAACGACGACAAUAUCUUCUGCACUUCGGCCCUUGACAGGUACGCGUCCCGACCGAGUGAACUUGAAGAAAUGUCCUACGCUGAAUUUAGAGCCACCUACAACACUAGUGUAGGGGAUCCACCUGACGGAGAAACUGACCACAUUCCAGAUGUGCUAGAUGGCCCAGACGACAAUGAAAGGGACGACCAAGACGGCAUACAGAGGCAUCCACUUGUCAUCAAGUUGCGAAACAACCUAGGCAACAUGAAGAGGCGCAGACAAUACUGCAUAAUCAGGUAUGUCAUUAACUUCACCAAUUGCACAGAUCUGUUUGUAUAAAAUCACCCAUUAUCUACAUUACUGCAAAGUAUCGAUGAUAAUACUUGAAUGACAAGCGGGGCGCAACUAGCCUGAGUACCAUCCUAUUUCUACCGGGGCUCCUUACACUCACAUCCCUAAAAAAUAUUAUUAUUUAGUGUAACGGUAGAAUACAAUAUGAAUGGUACCCAGGCUAGGGCACAACCCUUUUUAGCAUUUUUUUUUCUAAAAAUGGGCGUGGCCAUAUAGCUCUCGAUGACGUAAUCAUGACGUCAUACCAAUUCGCAUAAAUUAUCUUUAGACAAUAAGGUACCACCUGAAAAAAAUCAAGGUCCAUGCAUUAUUCAAGAUGGUAUUUUCAGAACCCCCCCCCCCCCCAAGGGCUCAGGCACCACUCUUUAGGACCUUAAAUGACACUAAAACAACAUCAAAAUUUACCUCAUUGAGAAGUCCUUUGCAUUUGGUCAUUUCAGCAUUGGUAUUCAACAUGCUAACCAUGCUAUGUA